CCGUCCGCCAGACUCACAUUUCUAAGAGUCCACGUUUGAUCUCCUCGCUCUCUUUUCGCCUCUGCUUUCCCGCUCUGCGGGAGGGGUUGAAGCCGAGCCGGCGUGUGAGACAGAGGAUGGUCUUCUUCUUUUCUGCCAAACACUAGCGCGCAUCGCGUGGAUCCUUUCUGCUGUGCACUUGCCUGCUGCUCCCUUCGUCCCGGACUGGGCAUCUUCAAGCCUCCCCCGCGCACUUGUGGACUGCAUCCCUGGGAGCCAAUCAGAGCCGCCUCUUCCUCCCCUCAUCGGCAAGUUCAGCUUGCUUGCGGUGCCUCUCCUUGGGUGCAGAGCCCAGCGUCGGUCAGGAGAAAUUAGUAAGACUUCCCACCCACGUUGCUUAGGAAGGAAGGCUGCCCAGGUAGGGUUGUUGUGGGUCCUCCUCUUCGCUUCAGGAAUGGAGGCUGAACUUUCGCCUUCUGAGGCCUGGUCCAGCGGGACAGCAGAACCCACCACACCCUGGUUGAUGGAGCUGAGCAGUGUUGGGCCCAGCACAGAUGGUGCCCUUCCAGUUGGGAUGCAGCUGUGGAUCUUCAACAGCAGUGGAGAGGAGGACACCUCACCCCCGUUUCUGACCGACGCCUGGCUUGUGCCUGUCUUCUACGCCCUCAUCAUGCUGCUUGGUCUGGUGGGGAACUCACUGGUCAUCUAUGUCAUCAGCAAGCACCGCCAGAUGCGCACAGCCACCAACUUCUACAUUGCAAACCUGGCUACCACUGACAUAAUUUUCUUAGUGUGCUGCGUUCCCUUCACCGCCACGCUCUAUCCCCUCCCCAGCUGGGUGUUUGGGGACUUCAUGUGCAAAUUCGUCAACUAUUUGCAGCAGGUGACCGUGCAGGCUACGUGCAUCACUCUGAUGGCGAUGAGUAUGGACCGCUGCUAUGCCACACUGUACCCACUGCAAUCACUCCGUUAUCGGACCCCCCAGGUAGCCAUGGCAGUCAGCUUUGCGAUCUGGAUUGGUUCCUUCAUUCUCUCAUUGCCCAUGGCUGUGUACCAUCGCACUGAGGUCGGCUACUGGUACGGCUUGCGCACCUACUGUAUUGAGGCAUUCACCAGCAAGAGCCAGGAGCGCAUCUUCAUUCUAUACACUUUCUUAGCUGUCUAUCUGUUGCCCCUCCUCACGAUCUGCCUUUGCUACUCUAUUAUGCUCAAGCGCCUUGGACGCCCUGUGGUGGAACCCAUGGACCAUGAUUACCAGUCCCAGCAGGUGCAACACAUGUCUGAGCGCUCAGCUGCCAUGAGGGCCAAGAUUUCCAAGAUGGUGGUGGUGAUUGUGCUGCUGUUCACCAUUUGCUGGGGUCCUAUCCAGCUUUACUUGCUCUUCCAGGGCUUCUACCGCCACUUCCAGGCCAACUAUGAGACCUACAAGAUCAAGACGUGGGCCAAUUGCAUGUCAUAUGCCAACUCGUCUCUCAACCCCAUUGUCUAUGCUUUCAUGGGAGACAGCUUCCGCAAAUCCUUCAAGAAGGCGUUCCCCUUCCUGUUCCGGCAGCGGGUUGGGGACAACGGCGUGCACUCAGGCUGCCGCAAUGCGGAAGUGAAAUUUGUCAUGGAGGGAACUUAACCCUUUCGCCUGACCUGGCUUCCAUCAUGAACGAUUCUGCCUGGUCUGUGCUGCCAAAGGAUGCUGAGAAGGACAAAGACGAUAGAGAAAGAUGACCUGUGUCUUACAGGUAGAAAUUCGUGGUUAUUUCAAUACAAUAACCAGAACACUAAGGAUUUUAGUUCAUCAAUACACAGUAAUAAUGACUUGGGGAAGGUCUGAUUGUGGAUUUUAGUUUUAACUUAAAUGAUGCAGGAAUCUGAACCGAAGUGCUAUGCCACGAGAUUAGCAGAAGGAAGCCUCUUUUUGUGUUUGUGGAGUGGAUAACAUGAGUGUACUCUGCCUUCUUCAGCACAUGG
Podarcis muralis (Common wall lizard) is the source of this 1941-nucleotide messenger RNA. RefSeq names its product G-protein coupled receptor 54-like. The record is from RefSeq and is a predicted model, not a curated record. Gene Ontology annotation, molecular function: G protein-coupled receptor activity. NCBI's taxonomy places the organism in Eukaryota, Metazoa, Chordata, Lepidosauria, Squamata, Lacertidae. Gene Ontology annotation, cellular component: plasma membrane. Gene Ontology annotation, biological process: G protein-coupled receptor signaling pathway.